Molecule: messenger RNA, 1629 nt
Organism: Pseudomassariella vexata
Lineage: Eukaryota; Fungi; Ascomycota; Sordariomycetes; Amphisphaeriales; Pseudomassariaceae
Product: major facilitator superfamily domain-containing protein
Exons: 3
Coding region: 103-1536 (477 amino acids)
Biological process (GO): transmembrane transport
Molecular function (GO): transmembrane transporter activity
Source: RefSeq, a predicted model, not a curated record
CGUCGAUGUUUGCAUUUCCCAUUGCGUUUGUGUACAACACCUUCUACUUUGACAAAAUCUCUCGUGCCAUUGCAGCUUCGAAUUUGCUGCAGUAGCUCCACGAUGUCACAGACCAACCCUCCCCGCGGCCUCCGCUGGCGCUCCAGUACCACCUUCAUCAUUGCGACUGUUGCCGUCGGACUGUUCACCGAUCUCUUCUUGUACGGUCUUGUCGUGCCAGUUCUACCGUUUAUGCUACGAAACCGAAUGUCCAUCCCGGAUGAAGAGAUUCAGUCAUACGUAUCCAGUCUGCUUGCAGCAUACGCAGGAGCAUCGGUCGUCUCUGCGGUGCCGGCGGGAUGGAUCGCGGAUAGGACGGACUCGAGACAGACCCCGUUUCUGAGUGGAUUAGCUGCGCUUCUGGCUGCCACUAUCAUGCUGGCGUCUGGGGAUAGCAUUGCGGUUUUGGUUGUUGCUAGGAUACUCCAGGGGAUUAGUGCAGCUGUAGUUUGGACCAUUGGUUUAGCUAUGGUUUUGGACACUGUUGGACCUCAAGAUCUGGGCAAGGUUAUCGGAUCGAUAUUCUCUUUCAUUUCCGUCGGAGACCUGCUUGCCCCGGUUCUCGGAGGUGUGCUAUACGACAAAACAGGCUAUACAGGUGUCUUUGGCGUAGCAUCAGCAGUCCUCGCCCUCGACUUUAUAAUGCGGCUUCUAAUCGUGGAAAAGAAGACAGCUGCAAAGUACAAGUCAGCAGCCGAAGAUGAUGAGACUAACCCACGCGACUUCGGAACAAGAAAUGACCCACAAGACGAAGAAGCCAGCGAGGAGGAUGCUCUCCUGCCCAAGAAAGAAGACGAUGCAUAUAAUAUUCACGGCGAACCCGGAAGUAUUGUUCGCGCACUGCCGAUUCUCUAUUGUUUCCGCAAUCCAAGGCUUCUGGUUGGUCUUUCGCUGUCAUUCGUCCAGGCUUCGCUAUUGGCUAUGUUCGAUGCGACAAUACCAACCGAGGCACAUGAUUUGUUUGGGUUCUCCUCGCUACAAGCCGGCCUACUCUUCAUCGCGCUCGACAUACCAUAUCUGAUACUAGGCCCGAUUGCGGGGUGGACCGUAGACAGAUUCGGCACCAAGCCCGCGGCAGUCAUUGGCUUCGGGUUCUUGGUCCCGGUUCUAGUUCUUCUCCGCCUCCCCUCAGCGAAACUUGUCGAUGGGUCUGGAAACAUCGUCUUGUACUGCGCCAUGCUUGCCUUGAAUGGUGUUGGUCUGGCGAUUAUUGGUUCCCCCAGUAUCGUCGAGGCAAGUGAUGUGGUACAGAAGUAUGACAAGGCUAACCCAGAGUUCUUUGGGGCGAAUGGACCGUACGCCCAGUUAUAUGGAUUUAGCUCGUUAUUCUUUUCUGCUGGGCUCACGAUGGGGCCGAUAGUGAGUGGUGCACUCAGAGACUCCAUCGGAUACGGGAAUAUGAAUCUGGUAUUUGCUGUUGUUUCGGGGAUCACAGCCAUAUUGUCAUUCUUCGUCAUUGGAGGAAAGCCGAAGGUUCUCUCGGGGGCUAGAGGCUAAUGUAAAUAACAUGUAUCAUAGGAGGCCCAUAUACAUAGAAGUGGCCCUUUGAAUCGGAGUAUCUCGAUAUAUGCAUGAUGGUCAACGAAUGAA